Messenger RNA from Dromaius novaehollandiae (emu), 6545 nucleotides. RefSeq names its product transmembrane protein 132E (gene TMEM132E). The transcript has 9 exons. Bases 1020 to 4184 code for a protein of 1054 amino acids. The record is from RefSeq and is a predicted model, not a curated record. Lineage: Eukaryota; Metazoa; Chordata; Aves; Casuariiformes; Dromaiidae.
GGGGGGGGGGGCGGAAAGGGGCAGAGCCCCCCCAGACUUGCCGCUUUCCCCAGGGCUUUUGCACCCCCCCCCGCCUUUAUUUUUCUCUGCGAGCGGGAGGAGGGGGCACCCCGCUCCCUCACCUGGGGGGGUGGCAGCGAGCCCCCCCCCCCCGCCUUUGCAUGCCGACGGCUGCCGCCGCCCGCUCUGAGCCCUCGCACCCGGCCGGGGGCUGAGCGCCCCCCCGCCUGGAAAGGCCCCCCCGGCCCGGGGCGCUCCGCCGCCCCGCGCCCCCAAACUUUGCCUUGGAUGCAGGGACUCGUCCGCUCUCCUCCGCCGAGGGUUUCUUGCCGCUGAUUAAUUGCAUCUGCCUGGGAUUAAUUACUCACCCUCCUGCUUUUGUGUGUUUUUUUCUGUUGUGCUUUCUUCUUCUUUCUUUCUUUCUUUUUUUUUUUAAAUUGUGGGGAGUGCUUUCAUUCUUAUUUUUUUGGAAGAAGCUGCUUGGAGAUAUUAUUAUUAUUAUUUUUUGUGCAUGGGGGGGCUGGCGACCUGCUAGCCCUGCAGCAUCAUCCUUGAUCAGCACAUCCUUUUUUUUCCCUUCUUAUUUUUAGGGGGGGUUACACGUGCUCUUCUCCCCCCUGGAUCCCUGAGGAGGAGGAGGGGAACCCAGCCCCCCCCGCCGCCUCGGAGCACCCCAGAUGCUGUAGUUCGCCUGCAGGCGCUGGGGGGGUUGCGGCAGGCUUGGGGUGCGGGCUGGGGAGGGGUGGGGGGCCGGCGAUGGGGUGCCGUGCUCGCUGAGCUGGGGGGGGCCGAGAGCCGAGCCCCCUAACCCGAGCCGGGUCCCCCCCCCUCCCGCCCCCAAAUUCUGCCUGUGGCUGCUGCUCCCGGCUUGCACGUGGUUGGAUUUAGGGGAUUUUUGCGGGUUUUUUUUUUUUUUUUUGGUGCUCGGUUUGGAUUUUUCUCCCUGCCGGGGGGUGGCCCCGGGCCUCGCCCGCCCCCCCCCCCCGCGGCCCCCCCGGCCCUGCGCGCCCCGCACCGCAAUGGCCUCGCCGGAGAGGAUGCGCCCGGGACCGGCCGCGCUGCUCUGCUGCCUCUGCUCCCUGCUCGUCCCCGCCCAGACCAAGGGGGCAGCGCCCAGCCCGGAGCCUGCUGAGCCCCUCAGCGCUGCGACGCUGCCCGUGAGCUACCGCCUGUCCAACACCCGCCUGGCUUUCUUCCUGAAGGAGGUGGGAGCCGGCCCGGCCGGCAACGCCAGCGCCCUGCUGCAGCGCGCCGAGCCCUUCGUCGUCUUCCAGACCAAGGAGCUGCCUGUACUCAACGUCACCCUGGGGCCCUUCAGCACGGGGCUGGUGCUGCCCAAGGAGCAGCUCCAACCCUCCAGCACCCUGGAGAUCCCCGACCGCCUUACGGUCAACUGGAAGGUGCGCGCCUUCAUCAUCCAGCCUCGGGUGGUGGCCAGCCAGCCCGUGGUUCAAGUGCUCUUCUACAUCGCCGGCCGGGACUGGGAUGACUUUGACGUCACCGACCGCCUGCCCUGCGUGCAGCUGCACGCCUUCCGCGACGCCCGCGAGAUCAAGAGCUCCUGCCGCCUCCGGGGCAGCCUGGCGACGUGUUUGGUGCAGGCCGAGCUGCCCCACGCGUGGUUUGGCCCUUCAGCCAUGCCGCUGGGCAGGAGGAAGAGCCCGGAGAGCCUGGAUGUGCCAGGCGAGAGCCAGCAAGCGGAGCUUUAUUACACCCUGCACGUGCCCACCGGUGCCGGCGAGUGCCUCGGCGAGACGUCGCCGCGCCGCGGGGCUGGGGCGGCCAGGACCGAGGGCCCCACGCAGCACCCCUUGCUGCGCAUCGGCAGCAUCAGCCUGCUGCAGCCGCCUGCUUCCCAGCUGAUGCAGGAGCACCGGCUGGACGGCAACAUCUUCAUUCGCUUGCCCGACAAGCCCCUGAAGCCAGGGGAAGUGCUGAGCAUCUUCCUCUACCUGAUGGCCAACUCCACGGUGGAGCAUUUUACACUCAGGGUGAAGGCCAAGAAAGGCGUCAACCUGCUCACCACCAAGUCGAGGAGCCUGCAGUGGCUGGUGACCUCGGAGCUGCUGACAGGUGGCAAGCACUCCACCGCCACCGUUGACGUGGCCCGCGUGGAUGGCGCUGGGCCCAGGGAUGGGGACUCCUCUGCUGAGAUAAUGCAGCUGGAUUUCGAGAUGGAGAACUUCACCAGCCAGUCGGUGACACGCCGCAUCAUGUGGCAUAUUGACUACCGGGGCCGCAACCCACCGCCCGACCUAGAGAAGGUGGUGACAGAGCUGACGGUCAUCCAGAGGGACAUCCGGGCCAUCGUGCCUCUGGCCAUGGACACAGAAAUCAUCAACACGGCCAUCCUGACGGGCCGGACGGUGGCCAUUCCCGUGAAGGUCAUUGCGAUUGAGCUGAGCGGCGUCAUCGUGGACGUCUCAGCUAUGGUUGAGUGCAAGUCCAACAAUGAAGACAUCAUCAAGGUCUCCAGCAGCUGCGACUACGUCUUUGUCAGUGGGAAGGAGUCACGGGGCUCCAUGAGCGCCCGGGUCACCUUCACCUAUGAGCACCUCUCAGCCCCGCUGGAGAUGACGGUGUGGGUGCCCAAACUGCCACUGCACAUUGAGCUCUCGGACGCCCGGCUGAGCCAAGUGAAGGGCUGGAGGGUGCCCAUCCUGCCAGACAGGAGGUCAGUGCGGGACAGCGACCACGAGGAAGAUGAAGAGGAGAGGAAGCAGAGCCGAGGCUGUGCCCUCCAGUACCAGCACACCACGCUGCAGGUCUUCACCCAGUUCCACACCACGUCGGCGGAGGGCACGGGCCAGGUUGUCACCAUGCUGGGACCAGACUGGCUGGUGGAAGUCACUGACCUGGUCAGCGACUUCAUGCGUGUCGACGACCCGCGGGUGGCCCACAUGGUGGACAGCUUCACGCUGGCUGGGAGGGAGCCGGGCACCACCCUCUUCAAGGUCGUGUCACCGCUCAUGGAGGCGGUGCUGGGUGAGACACUGGUGACGGUGGCAGACGAGAAGGUCAGCAUCACAGACCUGAAGGCUCAAGUGGUCUCCAGCCUCUCCCUCUCCCUCCACCCCAGCCCCGGCAAUAGCCACACCAUCAUUGCCAAGACGGCUGCACAACAGACCCUCAGCUUCUUCAAGCAGGAAGCACUCCUCAGCCUGUGGAUUUCCUACAGCGAUGGCACCACAGCUCCCCUCUCCCUUUACGACCCCAAGGAUUACAACCUGGUGGUGACCAGCCUGGAUGAGAAAGUGGUCUCAGUAACCCAGGACCGGGCCUUCCCCUUGGUGGUGGCAGAGAAUGAGGGGUCGGGGGAGCUGCUCCGGGCUGAGCUGGUCAUCUGUGAGAGCUGCCAGAAGACCAAACGGAAGAGCGUGCUCUUCACAGCCUUGGCCAGCGUGCGGGUCCACUUUGGCUCUGAGGAGGACCCUACCUACGACUACGACCAUGUGCCGAGCAAGCCGGGGCUGGCGGGGCGGGAGGAGACGGCAGCAAGUACCACCCUGCGGGCAGAGGUGGAGAGAAAAGCGGAGCCAAGUGAGGACAGUAGGAUGUCUAGCGCAUCUCACCCCACCGAGGACUUCCCCACCAUCCCCACCGGCUUUGUCCAGGUGACCAGGGGGCUGACAGACCUGGAGAUAGGCAUGUAUGCCCUCCUGGGUGUCUUCUGUCUGGCCAUCUUGGUCUUCCUCAUCAACUGCAUUGUCUUUGUGCUGAAAUACCGGCACAAACGCAUCCCGCCUGAAGGUCAGACCAACAUGGACCAUUCCCACCACUGGGUCUUCUUGGGCAACGGGCAGCCCUUGCGGGCUCACAAUGACCUCUCCCCCCAGCCCGAGAGUCCCGGGAACCCCUUGGAAAAUGUCCAGACUUGCUGCCACGGGGACCACCACAGCAGUGGGAGCUCGCAGACCAGUGUGCAGAGCCAGGUCCAUGGCCGUGGGGACGGUUCCUCAGGGGGCUCCACGCGGGACCAGAGCGAGGACCCACUCAACUCGCCCACCUCCAAACGGAAGCGGGUGAAGUUCACCACUUUUGCCACACUGCCCUCCGAUGAGCUGGCCUACAACUCCAUCCCCAUCGCCGAUGAGGAGGACUUGGAGUGGGUCUGCCAGGACAUGGGGCUCCAAGACCCCGAAGAGCUUCACAACUACAUUCGCAGAAUCAAAGAGAUCGCUUAACGCAGGGGCAGAGGGGACGGGGGGAGGGAGGGUGCCGCCACGCCACGCCAUGCCAUGCCACGCCAUGCCGCACCGGCUGCUUCCUGGGGGGGCCAGAGACCCAAAUUUGGCCCUCGUGUGUGUUCUCUCUUUCGCACAUGUCACGUCCUCUUCACCUCGUUCAAAUGCACCCCCCAGCUCUUUUUUCUAUACUUGCCCUUUACGGUUUUAUUUUUCCCAAGAGGAAGCACUGAAUUUAUGCACGGGUAACGAAGCCCGUCAGGCCGUGGGAAGCAGAGGCAGCGUGGGGGCCAAGCUGGGAGCGGAAAACCGGUGCAGAUGAAACUUCUGCGCGUGUCCAGUGGCGAACGGCUGUGGGCCCGGGCCAGAAGGACGCUGCCGUGGGUCCUGCGGUGGGGUGUGGAAGAGGGGAGGUGUCACGGCCCCGCCAGGAGCCCUGCAGGAGAGGAACCAGUUGGUCUGGGCUUGGAGGAGCCGGGCCUUGCACCAGCUGAGCACUGGGAUGUGGUCCGGGGGCGUGGCUUCCCCCUUGGGGGAGUGGCUUCCCAUUGGGGCGUGGCUUCUCCAGUAAGGGGUGUGGCUUACCCCAGGGGGCGUGGCCUACCCGUUGGGGGCGUGGCCUCUGUCCCUGCCCGCGUGCAGCCUGAGGGGCCAGCCUGGGCUCCCGGGCUCGGUGCAGCGCCGUGUUCCCAGUGGCCUCUGCCGCGGCGCAGCAUCUCCCUGGCCAGCCGCGCGUGGCCCCCAGAGGCAAACCGCGACUGUCUUUGCUUUACUUUGUUGCACAAUUUAGGAAUUCAAUAUACGUUCAGGGAUUCGCCGCCCCGCCGCCCUCCUUGGCUCAGCUGCUGUGGCGGAGGGGCUGGGGACGGAGCCUGGCCCCCCAGCUGCCCCCCAGCUGCCCCCCAGCUUGCAUGCUGACCCUCCCUGGGCAGCUGGCCCAGCCCUGCCGUGGGGUUCGCCUGGAGAGAGCGCGGUCCAGGCUGCUGGCCUCACGGCUUCUGGGUGGCACUGGGGGUGCCCGGCCGUGCGGGGAGGGAAGGCGGCGAGCGGCGGUGCUGGGGCAUCCUGCCGCCCCAGGGAGCCGAGCCUUAGUCCUGGCCAGGACCAGAUCUGUCCCAGUUCUCCCAGCACCAGCCCAGUGGGGCUGCCUGAAGCCAGGCGCAGCCGCCCCGGUGCCUUCUGCCUGCCGUGAACCACUGCCUCCCUGCUCACCUCGCUCCUGCGGCAACUCCCCACCCUCCGUCUCCCUCCUGCCUGAGACCCUGGGGCUGCCAGGCUGGUCCCACAGCCAGCCCUGAGCCCAGCCCCGCUCGGAGCAUCCUCACCCAGGCGUCACCCUGCAGGUACCGCUGGCACCUGGGUGCUGGGCAGAUGUGGGGACAGGAGAGCCCCCUGCGUCACCCGGGGUGGGGGGAGGCAGAGGCUGGCAGCGGCUUAUUUCUGGAAUGGAAGUUACCCACCACUGUGUCUAAUUUUUUUUUUUCCUUUCUUAAAUAAAAUACUAGAAAAGAAAAAAAACCCAACAAAACAGAAAGCCAAACCGAACGGCAUUGCAGCACUGUGAUGGGCUGUAUCUCUUUGUCUCCAGGCCCAGGCUUUGGAUGCUCCAAGUGGGCACGGCGGUGGCUGGCGCCGUCCGCCAGGCUUGUCCCUGGGGUCUGCCGGGGGGACAACGAGAGGCUGGGGUCUGGCUCAGUGCAACCCCCCAUUCCGGGUGCUGCCACCACCCUGAGCCCCACGGGCAUCGCUGGGUCUGACCCCGCAUAAGCGCACACAUUGGCAUCACCAGUGCCAGCUGAGCCCUUGGGGCCGGGCGUUUUGGACCCCCCCAGGAUCCUUUUCCCCCCUGGCAACCUGAGGCUGAGCAGAGGCCGGUGCCGUGGAAGAGGCGAUGGCACAGCCACCUCUCGCGCUGGUCCCGUGCCUCAGUUUCCUUUGCUGGAAAGCAGCAGCCUGCGGCAGUAUGUGGUGGUGUGAAAGGCUCUUUAAAGGGUUUAUCAUUUUCAGGCUAUGAGAAUUUCUCCCCCAGCGGCCUUAAAACUUACCAGUUAGCUCUGUGCUGAUUUUAUAUAUACAUAUACAUAUAUAUAUAUGGGGGAAUUGAGAUAUGCUCAAAGACCAGUUACAUUUUACUGUGCCCUGUUAUCUAAAGGACCCAGGUACGACUGAAUGAGCCACUGAUCUAAUAAUAAUUCUGAGCAGUAAAAUUAAUACAGCCGAAUUCCCUGCUUGGAACUUCUAAACCUCAUCGUUAAAUUAACAUAUAUGAAUAUUUGUUAAAAAAAAAAAAAGAAGAAGAAGAAGAAAAGGAGGGGGAAAGGUAAGAAAAGUGUAUAAUAAAAUUUUAUAAUUGUAAUAAGA